This is a messenger RNA of Larimichthys crocea (large yellow croaker), 1658 nucleotides long. RefSeq names its product chromatin complexes subunit BAP18. The record is from RefSeq and is a predicted model, not a curated record. The coding region runs from base 620 to 1075 and encodes 151 amino acids. Gene Ontology annotation, cellular component: NURF complex; MLL1 complex. The transcript is spliced from 6 exons. Lineage: Eukaryota; Metazoa; Chordata; Actinopteri; Sciaenidae.
UACACGGGCAUAAUAACUUGAAUCGUUGAGAUUCCGAGGUGACCCUGAACGUCGCAGCAGCCUUGUCGUUGCUUUAUUCAGACUUGUACGCUCGGUUCUCGGCGGGAAUGUAGUUCGUGUACACCAUGCAGCGUCUGUUCAAAUGUUGGACCUUUCCAGACACCGACCCUGAACGCGGCGGAGGAGCAGAGUUCAGGCUUCUCUGCUAGCUACAUCGGAAGGAGCACCAUAUGCUACCUAGCUACACUGUUAGCAUUUUAGCAGUUGCUCCGUGUACUUGAAGGCAUCACUGAGUCCUCAUAGACUGCGUAGGUUACAGUGCUACAGAGAGCAGUAACAUGACGUCAGCUUCCACUAAACCCCUUCUUGUUUCAACAUGAAUGCCUGGCUCUGACCUCAUGACCUGGGGCGCUGAGUGAGCCAGACCUUUUCAACCCAACAUCAGUGUCUGAACAGGGGCAAAUCCAGAUUCCAACAUCUGGUGGAAACCUGAAUGUCCAUGGUUUCAUAAUCAUCAACAUAUGGCUGAUUCUUCAAGUGUCUACAUACUUUUGGUCAUGAAGUUGGUGAGAUCUUCUCUGCAGCUGGAGCUGCCUUUACCAAACUAGGAGAGCUCACCAUGCAGCUUCACCCAGUGGCAGACUCCAGUCCUGCAGGUUCCCAUCUUUCCUCCAGCGUUCAGACGAAGAGCACAGUGAAGAGGAAGCUGUAUGAAGAUGGAGCUCCGCCCGCCUCCUCAGACAGCUCUAAGAAGGUGAUCAAGAAAGCCGCCACUGCUGUCGCCAUGGCAACGCAGGGCACUUCCACUGUCAUCUCUGUGCCCGUGGCUCAGGUCGUCGUGGCCUCAGGACUACAGAGCUCCCCCUCCGGCCAGCCCUCCCUGAAGAAACAGAAGACUGCAGAUGUGACCCUCAGUGCUCUGAAUGACUCAGAUGUCAACAGUGAUCUUGUGGACAUCGAGGGACUGGGUGAAGGAUCCAAUUCCAAAAAACUCAACAACUUUGAUCAAGAUAACCUGAACCUGGACUCAAGUCUCAUCAUGAAUCCCGGUGACCUUCCGCUGCUCUCCCGUUGACCUUUCACUUCCUGUGGACAAACUAUGAAAAGAUGAGCCACGUUGUGAUAGACUUUGAGCCCGAUGAUGCUGACCACACUUUAGAGGAACUGUAGAAGUUUUGAACAUUGUGUUGUGUCACACAGAACCACAUCUCAAUUCUGUGAGACUUGUUGGCACUGUCAAAAACGUUAAGGACUCAUUUGAAGUUUUCUUUUACUAUAUUACUUUUUAUGUCAAGAUGUUUCUAUGGUAGACUGUUUCUUUUCCUCUUCUGACUUUUUCUUCUGGAAAUGUCCAGAAAAUCCUAAAAAUGUAGACUUCAUGCAGGACGAUUCAUCUUUCUUGUUUUCAUAAAGAGAAAUCAGGAAAAGGAACAGAAAGUCUCAGCUGCAUUCAAGCGCUCCUACUUUACUGUUUUUGCUUUUGUGAUGCAGCUGUAUUGUAAAAAGGUCAUCAUUCAGUCAACAACAUAAACACUGAUAUUUUAUUGUAUUAAAUGUUCAAUGCAAAUGUAACUAAUUAUUGUAUUAGCAGAUGUAAAUGUUAAUGUGUAUUUUUAACAUGAAUCUGAAUGUUGGUAGUAAAGUGUUAGAGGCUACAC